Molecule: messenger RNA, 678 nt
Organism: Sitodiplosis mosellana (orange wheat blossom midge)
Lineage: Eukaryota; Metazoa; Arthropoda; Insecta; Diptera; Cecidomyiidae
Exons: 1
Coding region: 1-678 (225 amino acids)
Source: RefSeq, a predicted model, not a curated record
AUGUAUCGAAUGGUUUAUGUAAAUCCAAAACACGCUAAUCUUCAGUCAAUCCUAUGGCAUAGACCGGGGACCGACGGAAUUGAAGAAUAUCGGUUAUUGACUGUAUCCUUUGGCACAAGCAGCGCUGCCUUCCAGGCUAUUCGAAGUGUCCAUGAAGUGGGUGAACAAAUAAAAUCCUCCAAUCCAUCACUCGCAUCGGCCAUCCAAAAGGAUUUUUACGUUGAUGAUUUUUUGAAGUCGUUUUUUUCAACUGAUAUUGCGUUCAAAUUCAGGAAAGAGCUCGACGAUACAUUGAAUGAAUAUGGAUUCAAGCUUCGAAAAUGGAAAACAAACGAGCAACGAAUUCUGGAAAACGUUGACGACACAGAUCGUGAAGAAUGCAUCAGUUUCGAGUCAACAUUCAAAACUCUCGGCAUUGCAUGGCAAGCUCAUUCAGAUGAAUUCAUUUUCAAAUCGCUCGAACACGAAGCAGUUGGAACAUGGACAAAGCGCAAAGUAUUAUCAUCCAUCGCUAAGUUGUUUGAUCCAUUGGGAUGGUUAGCUCCCUGUAUCAUUAAAGCAAAGAUUUUGAUGCAGGACAUUUGGAGACUGUCUGACGAAAUCUCUUGGGAUUCAGAACUGCCCACUCAACUUGCUUCACAAUGGUCAUCGAUUUUCAAUGAAAUCACCAAACAAUGA